CCAUCGCUCUAAGAAACGACAUUGAUAAACACGACCCGGAAGUCUUGAAUAUUCUAAAUAAGCAAUUUGCUCACGUAUUUUCGACGAUUCUAUAGAUACGUGACAGACUCGUACGAGUUUCAAACGUGCAUCAUCAUGGUUUGUGUGCCUUGCUUCAUUAUCCCCGUGCUGCUGUUCAUCUGGCACAGAUUUAUCCAGCCAUACGUGCUUCGUUUCUGGAAUCCUUGGGCAGUCAAGGACGCGGACGGAAACGUAGUGAAGACGGAAGCCCCCUUCAGUUGUGAAGGAGGAGUUUGUAUGUUUGGAAAGAAGAAGUUGGAGAACAAAGCAGAUGAUACGGCCGGUAAGGGCUGCGAAGCGUCCAAAGACGACAAAGAAAAGUGCAAUGAGCGACUAAAAGCUGAAUAGUUUGUUUUAUAAAUUAUGUGUUGUUAGAGCAAGUGCAUUUACCUUGUACAUUUUGUAUAACUUGUAUUUUUUUCUCUUUUUUAAUACUUUCACUUGUAGUAAUUCAAUAUACUUUUUAGGAAGAGUGUAAAAAAUCUAAUUAAGUUAUUAUUUGUUGUGUAUUGGACAUGCCAACUACAUAAAUUUUAUUGUAUGUUGAGUAUUAAAUAAAUUGAUUUAAUUUAUGA
Cydia pomonella (codling moth) is the source of this 635-nucleotide messenger RNA. Its product is annotated as UPF0729 protein AAEL015238. Lineage: Eukaryota; Metazoa; Arthropoda; Insecta; Lepidoptera; Tortricidae. The coding region runs from base 136 to 408 and encodes 90 amino acids. The transcript has a single exon. The record is from RefSeq and is a predicted model, not a curated record.